Molecule: messenger RNA, 3779 nt
Organism: Rhineura floridana
Lineage: Eukaryota; Metazoa; Chordata; Lepidosauria; Squamata; Rhineuridae
Gene: CCDC60
Product: coiled-coil domain containing 60
Exons: 16
Coding region: 1042-3129 (695 amino acids)
Source: RefSeq, a predicted model, not a curated record
GUCUUUAAGGGUGUGGCCUUCUUAAAGGGAGUGCCCCUCGUCGGACUGAGUUCAGCCGUAAAUAAAAGGGGAGGUCCCAGCUAGGGUCUCUAAAAGGGGUAGGGGGCUUGAAAAGCAGCCUCAAGUGGUGUGCAGGGGUCUUUAUCAUAAGGGGGGUUCAGUGGGGUGAUCCCAGCUAGUGACUGGUUUUAGGAAUCUCAAACAGCGAUUGGUAGAGAAGUCUUAGGGACUAGAAUCUCUGUUUCUAUUUUUUAAAAGGGGAGUGAGUACAAGUUUUUGAGCCUAGACUUUGUCAUCUAGAACGUUAAUAGACCACAGCUAGAGACUGGUGUUUAGGAGUUUUGAACAAGGGUGGGCCGGUAGGGAAAUCUUAGGGACUAGCAUCUCUUAAAAAGAAAGGAGGGGGAGAAGACUUGGGGCUGGGAUUUAGUGGUCUUUAGACUGGACAGUGGGGGUGGUCCCAGGUACUAGAGAGUCUGGGAAAAGGCUGGGUUCAUGUUGGGGUGAGCCCCCACCAGAGCCUGUGUUUAAGCAACUUCUGAAGAGAAAUUAGGAGAGAAGCGGUUGCAGAUCAGUGAUAUUUCUGAACUGGCUCUAAAGAGCCUUCCUGGCUUUUUAAUUGUGGAUGGUUGCAGGUGAUGUGAGCUCUGGACAAGGAAGAGGCAGCGAUAGCAAGGCCCCUUCGGAAAGCGUCACUUAGCUGCCAUUCUCUGGGGCCACAAGAGAUGUUGAUACCUCAGUUCCCUGCAGUGGCCCAAGACUCUUAGUGGGAUCCCGCUUGUUGUUUGAUGAGUACAGAAAGCCUGAGGGAUGGUUCUAGGUGUGGAUUUGCUUGCCUGGCUUUAUUUCCUAGUUGUGUGCUACUGGGGGGGGGGGGGAAGAGCAAUUCUGCAAUCUUUCUUUUUUGAAGCUGUAUUUAUCUUGCCGGGUGGCGUUAGAUGCACAAGGAAAAGGUAGCCUAGUAACUGGAACAGGGUUCCUGUGGCUCCAUUGACAGAAGGGUUUACAUAGCCAACACUGUGGCUGUGCAACAGAGUCAAGAUGCCGAUGCAUCCAAAGUCAGACCCCCGUUACUUUGUGGUUAUCAGGCCUUUGCCCAUCCCCAAUCAGAAAGGCCUCAAGGUCCAAGCUCGAAGCAACACCAUCUACAACUGCUGGGACGUCACAAGAGAGCAGGUGUUCCGGGAGAACUAUCACCGGAGGAUCAAGCAGCUUACGCAACAGGGCUACUUUACGCCCAGCUGGAAACCCUAUCAGGAUUUUGGAGAACCUCUUUACCUUGAUCCAAGGAAACUCACCCUUUACGGUCUUGGGCAGCUGCCCCUGGAAUUUUUCAGAGAGGAUGUUUGCCCAGAAGAAAUAACGGAGCCAGCAGAACCAAAGGCUGCUAAGAAGUCAAAGCAAAAGGAUCACGAGAAGAAACCCCUGCCUUUUAGACACUUGGAAAAGGAUCUGAGGACCCUUCACAGAGACCUUGUACACACGAGGUGUUUGAUCAACUCGGUGAAGAUUGGACGUGGAUACUUCCAUACCCUUCACAGAGAAACCUUGGAGAGGAAGAAUGCGCUCAUGUUGGAAGAGCGGAAGGAAGAGGAGAGGUGGAAAACUGAGUUUCAGCCUCCUCGAUACCCAUCAUCUUCGUCCUCCGAUGAAGGCUCAUCUGAUGAUGAAGAACUAACUGAUUUCUUUUUAACAGAAUGUCCUUUUCUGAGAGAGACGGAGAAAAAGAAGAAGAAGAAAAUUGUCCGACCUUUCACCCCUGUCUACAACGGCCUGCUGGCAGAAAAGCAUCCAGACGCCCAUUUUGAAUCCAUAUUCCGGCAGCUCUGUGCCCUCAACUGGCUCCUGGAAGCGUUGACUCUUGAGCCCAACAGCAGCAUGAAACCUGUGAUAACUUGCUGGAAUCCCAAGGACUACGGUGGUGGUAAAAGUUCGUUGAAAGUGAUCACUAAAGAAAAGACAGUAAAGACUCGCUGGGAGCACUUUCUCUUGCAAACAAAGGGCCGAAAAUACACCCAGAAAGCACAGUACCGCACUGCAGCGAGCAAGAAAACGCCCAAGAGGUCCUCCACCAUGAGCAUAUCCUCUCCCCACAGCAAAACGACGCUGACCAGCACAAGCUCCCUGACGCCCGUCUCGGACGAAGCGGCCCAGCCUCCUUCCGACAGCGCCAAGGAAGUGGAAGAGAUGGAGUCCUCCUACAGCAAGCAGACAAAGGAGGAGGAGGAGCAGCCCAUGAGCUACUACUUGCAGACGUUACUUCAGAUGAUACACGAAGAUGUGGCGAAGAAUUUUAGCAAAGAAAAUAUGUUUUGGAACUCGAAAUAUCCCCGUUCACACACCAUGUUGACGAGACGUGAUCUGGAGAGCGAUUUAUCCUUUGGACAAAAGGGCAAGAGCUCGGCUUCGUCCUCGAAGGAUGACAAAACCAGCAUGGGCGCCAUGAGAGAAGAGACGCCAGGGGAGCAGAGGCCAAAGAGUUCACUGGCGGUGACCCUCCGAGAAGAUAAAACAGUGACGGCGACCUAUUCGGAUGAAGACAGCACAGAGCAGAGCAGCAGGCCGCAAAGCUCCUUCAUUAAAAGGAAAGAGCAGCUGUACAAUGAGAUGAAGGAGGUCUUCCACGAAGUGGCCCACGAAUCUGCGUUCAGGCUGCACGAUCAGCUGGACAUCCUGGAGAGGAGACGAGAAGAGAAGAGCAUUCAGAAGUAUCUGUGCCUGAGGCGCAUCACCAAGUUCCGAAGAGACCUCGAGCGGAUGAGACAGUCGAUCCGGAGUAUUGAGCCGGCACAGGAUGCGGAGUCCGAGAACUGGUUUUCCACCUUGCUGGCCAGGAUCCCAGAUGACAUCAAGAGAGACCACCGGACCCAGAAAGUCUUGAAGAAACUGGAAAGGUUUGCCCGGAACCCAGACUUGCGCAUCCGACCGCCCACCUUCCUGAAAGUGUUGGGUGAGCUUCGGAUCUGGGAAAUUUGCUCUCCGGACAUUUGUGCAGCUGUGGAGGAUUUCUCCUGUACCACCCAUCACACAUUCCCUCUCACCUCUUUCGUAGUUCCUGCGAGAAUUUAUUGUGGAGAUGCCCGAGGAGGAUUACAAACAGUGGUUGCAGUCUCGAGUACCAAUCCCUAAACGAGCACACAGUGCCCCACCGAUAUGCUGAACGGCACUCCCAUACAUACACACCCCGCCCGAGGGCGGAGUUGAAAAGGCCGAGGACGCACUCGUUUGCAAAAGAAAUCAGACAUGUACUGGACCGAGUUGAAGUACACACAGACUGAAGGGGGGGGAGUACAGUUGUUCCCUCACCCCACCCCAAAGCGGUGCAUGACUAGGACUAAAGGGCAACACUCGAGACCCACCUCAAAAGGCUGGAAAUGCUCAUUCUCAAAGGUUCGUUUAGAAUUGCAUCGCACCCACUUGCGGCUGCAAAUUCAAAAUGACAAAGAGGGAAUUGAACAGCCAAAGCCAUUUUAAGUGCACAGUGCCCUUCUGCCUUGAAGUUUUAGAUGUUUAAUUUAAAUUUUGGGUUGGCAGGGGGGGGAUUGAAUUCUGUGCCUGCAGCAACUUUCAGUUCAGUGAGGGGAGCAGAUCCCACUGCUUGUGGUGAUCAGCUCCUCUCCAUUCUGAGGCUUCAGUGCCUGUGUUUUGUGUGUUUCAGUUCUUUGUUAUUGGUUGUAAAUUUCUGUGUAAUUUUAUUAAAAAUUGGUUUUAACAGUGUACAUUCUUGGGAGUUUUUAGAAAAGAUACACAUUGGGUUUGCAGCUGAGCAUCCAAUAUCU